This is a messenger RNA of Amphimedon queenslandica, 613 nucleotides long. RefSeq lists its product as uncharacterized. The coding region runs from base 233 to 586 and encodes 117 amino acids. The record is from RefSeq and is a predicted model, not a curated record. NCBI's taxonomy places the organism in Eukaryota, Metazoa, Porifera, Demospongiae, Haplosclerida, Niphatidae. The transcript has 4 exons.
CCCUCCCCCUCUCCCCCCUCUCUCUCUCUCUCAGACUAUCCAAGAUGACUAUGAGAAGUUACUAACUCGUGAUAUUAAUGUCCAAUUCCUUCAAGUACUGGCCCCAGGUGUUGUCCAUUCUAAUUGCUCCUCUAACAAGACUGGUAGUGCCACUAAUGUGUAUCCUUCAGCUGGUACUCCUUCUGAUGACAAAUCACUCGCCGAUGGGGUGGGCAUUAAUAAGAGAUUCAGAAUGGAGGAUUUAGGACUCGUCUGGGAGACGGUAGAAUCACUGCAUCACUUCUUAUAUCCAGAUGGUUGUCAGUUGUAUGCUCCUGAGAGGGAGCCAGCCUGUGUUCCUCUUGUCCUUACUAAUAUCCUUGGUACUUGUACUUAUGCAAUGGCUAUCAAGUUCACACGUCUAUUCUUCAUUGAAAAGCCCAGUGAUGUUAGGUGUGGUCAUUAUAAUCUCCUCCCCUGGACAGGCUGUAUGAGUAGUCUAUCAGGUACUCUGACUAACAGUAAACUGAUAUACCUCCCAACGGUCAUUGUAAUGGUCUCAAGGAUGCCUUACUUUAGACUCUUGAAGGAAGCACUAUCUGGGUAAGGGAUUAUAGUACAUGUAUUAUACAAA